Molecule: messenger RNA, 1398 nt
Organism: Scedosporium apiospermum
Lineage: Eukaryota; Fungi; Ascomycota; Sordariomycetes; Microascales; Microascaceae
Exons: 2
Coding region: 1-1398 (465 amino acids)
Source: RefSeq, a predicted model, not a curated record
AUGAAAGAACUUAUCGUCACAAAGUCCAAGAAGGCUAUCAGAUCCUUCAAGGCUAAAGACCAAAGACCAGACCCCAUCUCUACCACCAUUGAGUCUGAUCCUGGAGCGGCACUAGCAGAACAGGUAUUGACACUAAGCCUAGAAGCAGAGGAGCAGAAAUGCGAUAGUAGGCUUGAAAGCCUUCCGCCUGAAGUCCGGCGCCAUCUUUUGUCCAUUCUGGAUUUCCCACAGCUACAGGCACUUGUUCACGCCUCACCAACCUUUCAUCAUCAAUAUCUUUUCGACCGCAACUAUGUCCUCUCGGGAUGCCUCAGGAAGACAUUGGGCAGCGCAAUUGAUGACGCGUAUGCUGUCUACAUGUUUGCGCCUCAGCACAACCCUGAGAAGGAAGUCAUUGCUGAGUUAGUGACGUGGUAUUCUGAGCAAACGCCUGUGGACAAGCUCCCUCGAGAUGCGGUUCUAAGCAUGGUUACCCUGUACUCGUAUUCUGUGAAGCCUAUUUCCGAACACUUCGCUUGCUGGAUGCUGGACGACCUCACCGCGCAGACAGGGAAGAACCCUCAGAACUACCCGGAGAAGGUUGUUCUUACCAGCACGGAGACGAUGCGAUUGGCACGAGCCAUAUAUCGCUUCCAGCUGUUUUGUGAACUGACUAGGCGAGGUGCCGUGAGGACGCCGAGGGACAAUCUCGAAGCACGAAUAACGGCUUUCUUCGAUAUGAUAGAGCCAUGGGGGAUUGAAGAGCUCUUCUCAUUCUACAAGUUUGUAUCCAGCAUAUACGACAAGAUUCUUGACGACAUCCGUUGGGAUUUACAUCCGGACAAUCCCAAGUUCGACGAUCAAGACCGACCUCCUACUCCAACUGGCGCAUUCGAAUUUGAUAGCGAGUGGGACCGGGGAAAUUAUCUGGAAGGCCUGACGCUGCGCGGUCUUCCCCUGUUACACGAGGUCAUGUUCAAUAUAAAGGACCACGAAGAUCUCGUCACCAUCAUACAGGAGCAUAUGUGGGCCGAGUACAUUCCGGUUAAUAGGGAUGAGGGCCUCUUCGGCGGAACGCAUCAGGAAAUACGCUACAGGAAUAAACCGUCUAAGCGAGAUCAGAUGCAGGAGGACCGAGUCGCGCUCCCUUUCCGCGGCGACGGCGAGCCGCAUGCACCACCGUUGGCUUGGACGAUAAUUUGGGGUGGCACCUACAGUACCUUGGUCGGGUGUUACAUCCCGGAGGAAAUACAGCGUUGGGGAUACGUCUUUUGGGAUGCGGCGACCAUGGAGCGUACUGGGGCUGCGGAACUGCUAAAGAAGCAGUGGAGGAAGAAUUGGGACGAGGAUGAGGAUCCAAGAGACGAAUUCUAUUUCCUAUUGGGGUCUGUUUACGCCGAAGACUUGGGCGGCUUCUAG